UCAAAGCUCUGAUGGGGAGUACGGCUUCUGCUCUCUGUCUCUUCUUCGUCCCUCUUCCUGCAUCACCUUUUCUGCUUUGCUUGCAGAUUCUUCUUCAGAGAAGGGCAUGGGAGGAUCAGCUGACAGAGAUGCUCUACUGGCGCAGGUGGAGAAUGACAAGAGGGUUUCUUUGAUCAGAGCAUGGAGCGCAGGUGAAAAGACCAAAGCUGACAACAAGGCUCAGAGGAAGAUGUCAUCCAUUCUUUCAUGGGAGAACACGAAGAUGGCAACCAUCGAGGCUGAGAUAAAAAAGAAUGAGGAGAGGCUGGAGAAGAAGAAGGCGGAUUCCGAAGAGAAGGCGAAGAACAAGAUCGCCAUGAUACACAAGGAAGCAGAGGGGAGGAGGGCGAUGGUGGAGUCGAAGCACGGGGAGGAGCUCCUCAGAGCGGAGGAGGCUGUUGCCAAGUAUCAUUCCACCGGACACACCCCGAAGAAGGGAGCGGGCUGCUUUAGCUCCUUUAGCCCCUAAAGAGAGAGAGAGAGAGUCAAAAUGUAAUCCGUUGCCCAAUGUGGCGAGAUCUGCCGGUGUUGCUGUCGUGGCAAGCAAUAGAUUCGGGUUUUGACAUGUUAAGCCUA
Molecule: messenger RNA, 615 nt
Organism: Musa acuminata AAA Group (dessert banana)
Lineage: Eukaryota; Viridiplantae; Streptophyta; Magnoliopsida; Zingiberales; Musaceae
Product: remorin-like
Exons: 4
Coding region: 107-508 (133 amino acids)
Source: RefSeq, a predicted model, not a curated record